Messenger RNA from Anopheles stephensi (Asian malaria mosquito), 13979 nucleotides. RefSeq lists its product as uncharacterized. NCBI's taxonomy places the organism in Eukaryota, Metazoa, Arthropoda, Insecta, Diptera, Culicidae. Gene Ontology annotation, molecular function: protein binding. The coding region runs from base 1427 to 12790 and encodes 3787 amino acids. The record is from RefSeq and is a predicted model, not a curated record. The transcript has 19 exons.
UAAGCCACAGUCCAAGAUGCCGACUCGGUCGUAGUUGUUAAUGAAAAAAGUGAAGCUGUAUAGUGACCGCGGGUUGUGUGCAAUGCGUGCGUGUGCUGUCGUUCAAUUAGACGUAGUGAAAUUAAUGUCGCGAUCCUUCCACACAGCGCCACGCAACAAAAUAACUACGAGGCAACAAGCCUCAUAAUCGCUUAUGCGCGCGUAUGCAAGGAGCAAGCCCGAAGCGAAGCGGGAAAAUCCACCUCAUCACAGCUUGAGAAAAGCCGAUCGUGCAGCAAACCCACCGAGGGGGAGCUGGCGUGGAGUGACCAGGGACAUAUACACAAGUGGAAUUCGAAAAGGAAGAAAACAACUCUUUGCCAUUCUAUCGCUCCAUUUCACAUUUACUCCCAAACCGUCUGGCUAGGCCGAAAGAUCUGACUGCCGGCGCGAUGCGCGAGAUAGAAAACACUUAGUGCCUUUGUGUAUCGCCCCGGGUUUAGGUUUAGCAAACCUUUCUCAGUCUUGGUUGCCGCCGGUGCGUGAUACAACCGUCAAACAUUGCCGGCUUCUUGUAGUCGGUCCGAUGCGAGAUUGCUAAAGUGCCAGAAACAAUUCAUAUUUUAUCACAAGCGUUUGUGUGGAGUUUUUCAAAAAUCUCGCUCGUCGGUUGCCCACUAGUAGUGUGUUCAAGAGCUUGGCAGUGGCGUAUUUGGCUUGGAUACAUCUGUCCAAAGCAAUGUCUGUUUUUCAUCAAUAAUAUCGGAUAGCGAUCCUGCUCCAUCGGAUCGAUCUUACCGCCAUAGUUCAUCAUAAUUACAGCAAUGUAGUGCGGCGUACGCUUGGUGGCAAAUUAUCCGCCGCUGAUUCAUGUCACGUGCCAGAACAGACGCGAGAACCAAAUGCGAGAAUUUCGUUAGACCAAUGUUUGAAAAAAGCGGUGCCGUGCGUUGGUGCUUGUCGUUAGCACAUUCGAUCGUGUGUGCGCUAAAAUAAUCAGCAGGCGAGGUAGUAACGCUGCGCUUCUUCCUUCCUUCGCGAGGGCAUGGAUUUUGUGUGUGAUAUGGACGACGCUAGAUAGGUAAUGAGGUGGUGUUGGUGAAAACAGUGGUGUGCCGUGCUCAAAUCACGGCAGCUUCUAACAACAAUUGCAUUUGUCGCUACUAAUCCGACAAGCCUAUCCAAAUUCAUCAUUCGCGCCCGUUACGCACGGUUCGCGUUUCGUUAUUCUUUUAUUCGCGCGAGACAGUGACAUUGAUAAUGGUUGACAGUGUAGCACACCACCAAAUAUACGCGGCGGCAGAUUGCGGUACAAUCGUGUGUUGGUUCGGUCCCAGAUACGAUAGGUCACAGAUACGAUAGCAUUCACACAAGUGCUUGGCUGUGUGCGAAUGCACAGUUGCGGCCGUGUGUACGUAGGAAGAGUUGUCACAUCGAGUCGGAAAACAUGAGGUGCAGUUCGUGUAUCGGCAGCAGCCGUCGUAGUCAAUCUAGUGACGACCAUGAAUCCACAUCGGCGUUGCGGCAAAGUAAAACAGCUGAUUUGGAGCUAGACCACAGCAGCAUGGAUCAGCCCCAUCAUCGUUCAAGCCCACCACAGACUGCGUAUCGUGUGGAUUCGCCCACGGCAAAGCAAGAGGAUGCCCAUUCAUCCACGGCUAGCCAUUCGGAGCAUUACCGCCCUCCAUCGAUAACGAUCGAAGAGCUCGAUGACGAUGACGAUAAUGCUGUCGAAUACGGCGCAGAAACGCUCGGUACAGCAUCAGCAUCGGCAGCGAUAAGAAACUACGAAGGUAUUACAAAUUCUGCCAGUGUGUCCACCUACUAUCAUACUCCUCUUGCAGUGCAGCCUUCCCGUGGUGGACCGCUGGAAAUUAUACGCGAAGAGGAACACACCGACUGUAGCGACGGUGAAAAUUCACAUAUUCUGCCAUCGUCCGAUAGCGCCACCGUUAGACCAUUGCCCCAGAAGGAAUGCAAAUCGACGAAAGUGAACAAAACAAGUGGAGACGAGAACGGUGCCGAGUGCGUUACUACCAAAUUCAACUCUGUGAAUGUAUUGCGCGAUUUUCUACGCUACCGAAGGCAGAGAAAACGACGACGUGGAACCUCGGCGAUUCAAAAUGCUGCACCACAGUUCCAACCAAGCGAACAGCAGGUUCCAACGACGUGUAUGCUGGUGGACGCUAGGGAGAGCAAUAUCGCACCGACCGAGUUCCGAAGUAUCUGCACCACGGAAAUAGUCAGCAGUGAAGUAUUGCAGGUCGAAGUAGUCAACAUUGGAUCCAACUCGAGCAGUCUCGAUGACCUUAGCGAUUUGGAGCAGGAAGGGCAUCCUGAUCCUGAGAAUCUAGUUUUCAUCGACCAUAUCGAAGACGACAGCGACAAUGCGAUUCAUCCUGAUCCUGACAGCGACUCAAAUCAGCAACACUGUGUAAUUGAGGGUGAUGCUUCAAAUUCUACUCUUUCUCUGAGCAACGAAGACCUGCGCCAAACAACCGAGGAUGAAGAGCAACCACCAGCUUCUUCCGACGGCACUGUGCAAAACCAUGUCCCCACCGACGACGGUCGAAGUUUGGGGGAAAAUCUUCCUAAACCCAGUGAAGAUCGUGCGGCGCUUGCGCAACAGGACAAUCUACAACGAACCCAAAUGUCGGACUCUGGCACUGUUGACGAUCUUGCGAAUGGGUGUGCGUUAACUACCACCGCUGCUGGUGACGUUGAAACGGGCCACCGUGAAGAGCGUCACGACGAGGUCUCGGAUGCUGCUGAGAACAUGAGCGAGCAGAGACACACUUUCGAGAGCAACGGCGAACCAGACUCGACAGUAGUAGGGUGGUCCACCGUCGAACGUAGUAGCGCUUCGGUUCUAGUUGCCGAUCGUGAUCGCACGUCGGCUGUCGUCAGUAAUGAUGAAAAUGUCAUCAAGCCUUUGAAGGACCCGCCGUCCUCGGUGAUCGAUCGUGAUUGUGCAGCAAAGUUCGGUAUCGAUUGCACUGUGAAUCAUAGUGUUCGGGUCGGGAAAACACCGUCGGUGAUCGAGCAAACCAUGCACCCCGGAGACAAAUCCCGUGCUGCUGCUCCUGCUGCUGCUUCCGCCACCUCUACUGGUGCGAUCAUUGUACAAAAGGAAAACCAGACAGCUCGUUCCUCGCCUCCACCGGCCGCCCGUUCUGUGGCGCAGGUGGCACCAGGCACGGCAAUCCCGUUGCCUCCGCCUCCGAAGCAAGAGGCUGCAAGUGUGACUAAUCUAGGUCAACAUCCGGUCGUAUCUGCAGAAGACGGCAAAUCCGACGCACCGACCCCACCUGUACCACCGCCACCACCAGCACAGCAGCUGGUCCCUCUAACCGUAGAGGCCCUUUCGUCGUCGAGUACGGCCGGAUAUAACCCGUCGGCGAAUAAUGCUCAAGCUCUUAGUAGCGAUCAUCCUAGUCAAACUGAUCAUGCACAUGCUGAUCAAGAUAGUGCGGAAAAUUGUGUCGAUGCAGUAACAUCGGUGGAGCAGCAGCAGCAGCAGCAGCAAGAUUCGUUGUUGAACGGCAGCACUGUCGAUGGGCAAAGUACGUUGCUGAAAUACAUACAGGCGCACAGUGCCGCCGCCGAGGAUUCAAGUGAAAAGCGUUAUCAAGGAAAAACUCAAAACUCGGCUAAAGUAGCCCCAGUCUCGACGGGCGGCAGUGAUUCGAAACGGCACCAAACGGACCAUCCCAUUCCCGUUCGCUCCGAUGCUGCCAGUCCCGGCGAGGGCAACGCCGACCGUGAAGCAAAAAUAGAACAGACCUGUGAAGAUCACGGUGGACAGAACUCGGGUGAUAGUUACGAACACACCGUGUUGCGGGUAGCCCCAAAUUUACGUAAUACUGACCAUGAAACCCCACGCACCGGGUCCGACACUGGAAUGAACAAUGUAGCGCGCAAGAAGCGUCCCAGCAAGUUCGUUGAGCCAACAGCUCCUUCCAGGGCAGAGCGUGUUUCCAAUCAGGCGCACAACACUUCCACGGUACAGUCAAAGCAAGAACCGACGACCGAGGAUUUGCGUUCAGAAAUAAGUCGCAUGAAAGAUCAGGAGCUGCAGGAUGAAUUUCGCAAGCUGGAGCUAGAAACGGCCAGAUACGAACGGGAACUACAACAAAUCGCACUACCCUUGCAAGAGUCCCACCAGCAAACCAAUGGCAAAUACUCCAAACAAUAUUUCGUUUCGAAACAAAACGAUUUUGUAAUAGAGCGAUCUAGCCUGUCAAGCGUUAAAACUUCGAACAUGGUUGGUAUUACGAAUGGUGGUGUAAGUCAGUCAGACAUCCGGAAGCACGGUGAAAGGGUCGCUGGAGCACAACAAGAGACGAAAAGUUGUACAGAACAGCGUCCCGUUCCCGUGCCUCCUCCACCGCCUGCAGCAGCUUCCACCGAUUCCUCCAUUGAUAAUGAAGAAUUCUUUACCAAAAAAGUUAAAGAUCGUGUGCGUGAUCUAAUGGCCUCUCAGGCUGCGGCUGAGGAAGCAAAGAACGCAGCCAAGAUGCGUGCGGGCGGCGGUUUUGCUAGGGCCCCUUCGACACCGACUGCGAGCCGGAAACACAUAGAAGCGGAUUUUAAAGAGUUUAGGGAAAUGCGUCAGCGAGAAGCGUUUGCCGAACGGAAGUCACUAGAAACCACCAACAACGUACCAGCGAAGCCGCAGCAGCAGCAACAACAGCACCAGCCUCGUGCUCCUACCGUGCGAAACUUUUCACCGUCACGAAUUCCUCUCGCCACGUCCAAAACUUCCUUCGUGUUGCAUAGAAAAACGAACGAUGCACAGGGCUCGACCAGCACGGUCAAGGAACCUAGCCCCGAAUCUAAGGCCCAGACAGCGGAGGCAACCGAUGCUGAAGAGAUUAAAGUAAAUGUAGCAGCACUAAUUGCUACUCACCAAGAAAAGCAGCAACUGAGCACAUUGCCGCCAAAUGCACACAGCUCGAGCAAGGUGGCCGCUGCUGCUCCCACUCAGCAUGUGGAGCCUGCGGUACAGAACGGCCCAGCAUCCGACGAACUGGUAGUUAGCGUUAGUGACAAGUGCCAACAGUUCGAACAGCGCAUUCGGCAGAACUCACUGGACGCCGGUGUGUGUGAUGUGACGAAUCCGCGCAGGACCUGUCCCAGUGACCAACCGCUCCAGCCGCAGAAACCGGGUACGACUCAUGGUAUAUAUGGCGAUGUUUGUUGUGAUGCUGUGGAUAAUGGUUCCCUGCCCGGGAUUGACUUGCUGCAUGAAAUCGAUCACGCGCUAGUGCUUGCCAAAGAUUUCUUGUUUACUCGCGGAGUAUGGUCACCCUUUAAUCGCUCCACAGAAGUCCUUACCAAAGAAGAACUUGCCGAGCGAACACAAAACAAAUCCAGCACAUCGCAACAGCAACAGCCUGCCGUGUGGACACCGCGAAGCGCCCCACCAUCGCCCUUAUUCGAACGGCGCGAAUUCCGUCGGAUUGGAUUCGAAACGCCACCACCAACCCAAAGAACGUCAACUCCAACUCCUGCCAACGCAGCGUCAGUGGUAACGCCUCCUUGGAAUCAGCCAGGCUACAAUCCGCCUCUGGCAGUGUCAGAACAGCCGAAGCCGAUCUCCGGUCAAAGUUCUGGAGUAACUGGACCCAACGCCAUCAGGCCAACGCCGAUAGCAACAACACCACCACCACCACCACCUGGACAGGGAGGGUAUCAAGUACGCUUUCCAAGAUCUACCAACUCACAAGAACCAACGAUCAAUUCUCUACUGAAAUCUAAAGAUGGAAAGACAGCGACCAUAAAUGGUUCGGCGACGUCGGAGAGUCUGAAAAAGGGCUCAACGAUAACUGCCAGUACGAUACGCACUUCAUCGUCUUUGACCAAGCUCGAUAACGUGGUGGAUACCAGCUAUGCCAGCAGUCAACCUCCACCAAUAAGACCUAAGCCAGAGCCAUCGAGUGCCGCUUUACAUGCGAGAAGUGACUCACAGGAACGCAAAAUGCAACAGUCAGCACCGAAGGUCGAAGGAAUCGGGCCUAUUUCCCGAGAAGGAAUGCCACUCACGUUACGAUCUGAGAUUGACGAGGGAAACCGCGACAAGUGGUACAAGCAAAUGUACCAAACACUCCACAAAACACACGAUGAUGACGAUUACGUUACCGUUCGAUACAAAACUCGCAGAGGAUACCCGUACAAAUCGACUGGCUAUCAGUCGGAGCCGGAAGCGAACUACGACUCGGACUACACUAUCAAGUAUAGCACCCUUGACCGAAGACGCACUCCUGUUGGCUUGAGUCCCACCAGCUACAACAAAUUCAGCACGCUGCAAAGCGCACCUACAACACCGCAACCGUACCACCAUCAGCAGUCGGUCAAAUCGGGCCACUCGGCGUACAAAAACCAACCGGGAAGAAUCGAAGAUUACACACCGGGACGUUCGUCGAUCUCGGAAAAAGAAUCUAAAGAGUGGUGGGAUGAAGUAAUGGACAUUUUUAACGGGCAACUGGAACAUCAGAAGCUUACCACUAGCAAGACGUACACCGAGGGAAAUUUGUCCAGAGCCCUUAAGGAGCAGGGAUACGAAAGUGAUUCGACGCUAGUUUUUCGAAAACGGGAACCGACAGCCAGUGCAGCGCUAAGUCCGGUCGAGCAAAAGCAACACUACAAAACCAUGCAAGCUGGAGGCGAGAUUCCACUGCAAGGUUUCCGUAAACCUGCCCCAGAAAGGCCAAAAGCAAUCGAAUCGGACUUGGUGGUGGAAAUUAAGGAAAACAAUUGCGACACCAACUCCAACAUCGCCUAUGCAGGCGACAGUAACACUAUCGCUUGCUAUCCGAUCACCAACAUCCAUCGACCGCUGGACAUGUUCGGAUCGUUUCCCAAGGAGUCGCGAACGUUCGUACCGCCGGUACCGCCAAGCCGAAAAUCUUCGCGCAGCAACUCAACGCUGAAGAUCAUGGCCCAGGUGAAAACCAACACGUUCAAUAGACGUACGAUGUUGGAGCGUACGACAACAACAACCACAUCGGCCGCUAAUCCUCACACGGCCAAGUUCCGCUCGAAGUCUGCCGGACCACUGCUGUUCGGCGGAGGCGCCACCUCAAGCUCCUCGAUCAUGUCAAUGUCCGCGUCGAUGAUGAAGGAAGAGAAAAACCAGGAAAACAAUACACGUGUCGCUUCUAAACGCUCCACGGUGGCGGCUUACCGUGCAGCCUCGAGCAGUCCCACCGGACAGGCACGCAAACCGAGCCAAAGUCCGGUGGCAUUCGGUCGGGGCAUCUCGAAGGAACGUACGUUUGCCGAAGAAAAGAAGCGCAUCGAGGAGAAGCUGCCCAAGAUUGUGUCCGUGUCAACGAGCAUUUUACGCAACCCGGAGCUUAAGUCUCCGAACGAAGUGAAAAAGGCGCUCCGGAGUUCGUACCUUCCAAUCGUGGGAAAGGUGGAAACCGCGGAAGGAUCAUCGUUGAAGCGCUUCUCUUCCAGCGGAACAUAUCGAAGUGCGUCCAGCAUUUACUCGUCUGACAAGAGCCUGAACAGAGUGCUAUCGCCCGCGUCGAACCAUAAGAAGGAAGAAAAGUCCUUCAAGGUUUCCAUCGCAACAGCGCCGUCUUCUAAGGGAAAGGACACUUCGCUGCAAAAAAGAUCUCUCAAUCGGAAAUCAAACACCGGCCGUGCACCGACCAUUACCAUCAAAACCAGCUUCCAAAAGGCGUCGAAAGCGUUCGGACUCAAAACCACCUCAUCUUCCAACCAAAGUCUCGCCCGCUCCUGUUCGACGUAUUCAAUCGAUUCCACGGCGUCCAAGUCUCGUAGGUCACGCAUUUCCUACGCUCCAUCGGCGUCCAACACGUUAGCAACGACCAGAAACUAUCGCCAAACACCGCAGCGAGUGGUUAUGGGGAGUAGCUUCGAUCGUGGAAUAAAAUCUCUCAAAACCAAGUCCCCUACAGUGGGUUCACAGCAGAGCGCCUACAGCCAGAGCAUUGUUCAGCAGAAGGAAAACCUGCGUUCCGAUGCCUUUUUCCAGAAGCUUUUCCUGCAGACAUCUUCACCCAACUUCGACACGGACGAGAAGCCGCCGACAAGCGUGCUAGAAAAGGCUCACCACUGGAACAAACUGACCUGUCGUUCGGAACCUUCGCUCAAACAAUCGAACUACUAUCUGACACAAGCGAAACCCGUAUCGUCUUCCAAAUUCAAAACAAAGGACAAGCAUGACAGCGCGAAGGUAGCGACAGAAUAUCAAACCGUCCGUCAGGUAGGUCCUGACGUGAUCGAGCAAGUGCAUCGGUUCGAAUCGAUGAUGAAGCUGACGGAAGAUCAGCCCGAGGAUCAGCAAAACCAGUUUGGUUACGUGCGUGGACGACGGAUGGAAAUCGACUUCAGCUUUCAUGAGCGUAGUCGCAGUGAGCCACCAGCGCAAACGAUGACCACCACCACCACCACCACGACCAGUACGACAAUACAGGAAGAGCUGAUCGGUACCGAUUCUCCCAGGACGAUUGUUGGACGCCGGUGCCAGAUCGCCCAGCGCACGUCGCGAUCUCCUUCCUGCCGCCGUAUACAAUAUCUGAAAGGCAAAGAAGGGCAGGUGAAGAAAAUCAUUCGAGCACGCAGUCUGAGCGGUAACGCAGGACAGCGCGAACGAGGGGCAAAGUCGAAGGAUGAGCUGGUGCGCAGCCAUUCGCUAAAUCUUAGCCAAGAACCGUUGGUCUCCCGUAGCCGUUUUCGCGAUCUGAACAAUUUCUACAACAGCUUGGAGCGUCUCGGGCAGCUAGAGCGCGUCACUUCAUCCUCAUCUAACGAUUUACGACCCUCGCGACGUACGCGCGAAGAAGAAAUAAUCGAUUACGACCUCUGGAAGCGGGUGCGCGAUCAAGAGAAGGCAGAGCGUGAGCUGAACCAACUGAAAAGCAAGCUGAAGCAAGAUCAGCGCGAAAAGGAUUUGUUCUUCUUACCACGCGAUCCGGAAGACGUGCGCUGGAGAAGCGAUCAGGACACAGGGCUGCGCAAUCGUGAAAAAUCGGUAGAGGAUCUAAAGUGCAUCCUGAACGAGCAGGCCCUCAACUUCGAGGAUGCCAAACUGCGCGAUCUGGAAAACCGAAAGGAUUACUACAAACCACUGUGGCGCGGAUCGUCCGUCAUUGAUGUGGCGUCCCAUCUGGAGGAAAAGUAUUCUACCGCGGGCGAAAAACGGGACGAGCCUCAGUCGCUUGACAUUAUCAGCAGCAAUCUGCUCAGCACGCUGUCCUUCGAGCAGAUGAAGAAGCUGAAGAACCAGCUUAGUGAAAUUUACAGCACCGGCACGCAGAAAGAUCCGACAACGGUAAGCCGGGCCACCACCCAAGUGCAUCAGCAAGAGGAAUACGUUAUCAACGUGCCGGAACGAGCCAGUAGACUCGAGACGCUGCUCAAGGUGCGUAGUCAUUCGGUGCUCACACAGGACAAGAUCAAUGAAAGUCAUCUUCGAACGCAAGUGACCGCCUUCGGGAAGAAAUCGAGCGACAAAAGCGAUCGAGUGUUGCCGAAGAAGUUUGAGAGCAACUCCCUACCUUGCAAGGCAGUCGACCGUGAGGCUCUCUCCCGAACUCUUUGUCAAGAGUUGAAGGAUAAGAUUCUGGAGAAGCAUCACACACUACCAUCGAUCGGCAAAAAGAAGAAACAUGCCCGACCCACAAUUCUUACGACGGAAACGUCUCACUUCCUGUCGCUAAAUAGUAAUCUGAAAAAAGCCAGCGAUACCAAACCUGCCCCCCAGCCUUCCCGCGACGCUCCACGCAAGGAACGCGAAAAGGAGUUCGAGGUGAUCGUACGCAACGAGCCUUCAAAAUCUUACUGCGAUACGGAAAGCAUUUCUUCCGAAACGUCCAACAAAACCGUCAUCUUCCGCAGUCAAUCGAUGGCCCAAGCGGUCGACGUACCACCAGUGGAGGACAUCAAAACCAAGAUCAAAUAUUUUGAGGAAAAGCAAGCGAUCGAUGAAACGCCUACGGUCACAAUUUAUCAUGCUCGCGAAGAUUCGUCCCUUUCCGAGAAUGAGUCCGGGCCGCAGCGAGAUGAUGAGCACGGCAAGACAAUCGCUGCUAAGGGGACAUGCAGUUCCAUGAUAACGCUUUCCCAAUCGUUCACCGAUCUGAAGGAUCUGUUUGGAGAGAAGCGAUCCGUGUCCUGCUCCACCUACACUGCCAGCACUUCCCAAGAUUCGAAUCGAAGCUCGGCUCGUAAAUUGUCCCCCAAGCGGUUCACUCUCCGCUCACGCAGCACCACCCCGGACUAUGCCACCUGCAUACAGACGGGCGAGGUGAAAAAGAUCAAGGACAAGUUUGAAAGCUUGGACGUGAACAUAUGGCGCCAAUCGGCAGCCACGUCUGCCAGCCCGGAACGUCAGUAUCAGAGUGACUCGGAGCUAGGUCGCCACCCGUCCGGAGAGGACGAGAAGAAAGCGAAUGAUGGCACGGGGAAGCGACAGUGCAAAGCGGCGACAGGAUCAACGAUCGUGCGUCACCACGAGUCCGGAGACGUGUCCCGCAUUACGCACAAAUAUGAAGCCCAGUCGGAACGUGCGCGGACCAGGAAGUCUCGCAAGGAACGCGUCAUAUCACCCAUUCCUAAGAAUCCCUUUCGCAAGGACGAUCGCUUUAUGCCGCACAUAAACGUGAUCAGCAAGACGGCUUCGCUCAAGCGAGAAAUGAAGCCAACGCGAACUUCCAACGCACAUCAAUCGGCGGCAGCUGCAAAACAACAACCGGCCGCUGUGCUCCAGUCCGCCCAGUUGCCAAACGUUUCCGCCGGCAGCAAUCGGCGUAGUGCGUCCUCCGGUAGCGAAGAGUUCGAAAAGCUUAAAAGUAAGUUUGAAUCGGGUGAGCAGCUUUCACUGCUCGGCAAGAUGUACACCUCCGUGCCGGACAUUCGUGAGUUGAAGGACAUUUCGGGCUAUCUGUCCGGCGCCUGGAUUGCGCACCAGUUUCCCCGGCCGACCGACAAUGCACGCUCGCUUGCCGCACCGGACCAAUCGCCCCCGGGCAGACAGAUCGUCCGCAAGGGAUCGGCUCCGAGCCCGGAUCGGUUCCACCGUCACCAUUCUUUCCGCUUCCACACGCAUCAGCCUGAGACGCUUCGCAUGCACUCCUCACCUUCACCGCGACAGUCCUCCGACAGCAAGACGCGACACAAACGUAAUGGUAGCGAUGGUGUCGAUGGUUUCCUUAAGCAAUUUUACACUCCCGACGGUGGCGAUACGCCGUACCACGAUCAGAAGGAUAGCUGGGAAAAGUCGAGAUCGAGACGCCGUCUUGAAGUCGAAGCGCUCUGGAGAAAGAUACAGGCAAUGACGGGCAACACGCCGACCGCAGGGACGGACGUGCCGGUCGACAAACCGUCCGUAACAUUCGAAGGUUUUUCAAAACUCUUUUUACCUUUUUCAUGCAUAGUCUUUAGAUCCACCACCAUUAUGAACACCCUUGCUAGUAGAGAGAUGUCGAGCGUUAGAUGUCUCCGAUCUGUGGUCUAUGUUAGGGUGCUAAUCAGUGUUGCGCGUACUACCACUAUUCAGACCUCCGAAAGAGCACCCGCUAUCAGUGCUUCAGCGUUUCGAACCAAGCCAAGUGAAACAAAAAGUACUCCGCCGUGUUUCUAUAUCAGACACAGUCCAAUUUUGCCCUUGCUUUGCUCCAACAAAAUUUUUUUGUCACCGCAAAACGCACAAAUGCGGAUCACUUUCGUUAUCAAAGGUGUUCAACGAAACAGACCGAAGCGAGACCAGCGCCAAGAGUCUCCGCGUCGCUACAUUGAGAGCGAUGUCAACAUCCACUACAAAACGCCGAUCCGGUUCGAGUACAAGGAACCCAUACCGGACGACGAGCUGGCCCACCGCCAGGCCGAGCAUAUGCGGCGCGUGUACCAGGAAGAGCGCCGCCGGAAGUACAUGCACGAGCUAGAGGAUCUGCACUCCCGGCGUCACAUGGACAACAUUUUGCCUUCACAGAAAUCUCCCAUCCCGCUGAACCGUUACGAUGACUUUGCGGCCGACCUGUCCCCGAAGCCGCAAAUCGUCCAGCAGCCCAAGACGAUUGCGCGUGCGUUGUACAAUUUUCAGGGCCAAAGUAUACGAGAGCUAUCUUUCCGGAAGGGCGACAUCAUUUAUCUGAGGCGUCAAAUCGAUAAAAAUUGGUACGAAGGAGAACACAAUGCCACCGUUGGUCUUCUGCCGGCAAAUUACAUCGAGAUUAUCUCCAGAGACAACUUCAACGUUAGACCACUUCCCAAAAAGCCCUCGCGAGAAGGCAAGGCAAGGGCAAAGUUUAACUUCACAGCUCAAACUGCCGUCGAACUGUCGCUGCUGAAGGGUGAACUGGUGACGCUUACCAGACGAGUGGACGAUAAUUGGUUCGAAGGAAAAAUUGGCAGCAAGAAGGGAAUCUUUCCUGUAUCGUAUGUAGAGAUACUGACCGACAUUGAUGGCGAGGAAAGCUACGACAUCGAACCGAUUGUCAGCCGUCCCCAGUCCGCUCUUGGCGUUACAAGUCAAUCAUCGCACGCACUCACGACGCACUACGACAAUUCGCACACAAACGGCCGUAUUUCGCCCGGAGUAGUGCGAGAAACGAAGACGAUUCAGAAAACGGAAGUCCUGCACGUGGACACCUCCAACGAACCUAUAUCUUAUCGAGCGCUGUACAACUACAAGCCACAAAACACCGAUGAGCUGGAGCUGCUCGAAGGGGAUGUAGUUUAUGUGUUGGAGAAAUGUGACGACGGUUGGUACGUCGGCACGUCCGCCCGCACCGGAUGCUUCGGAACGUUCCCCGGCAAUUACGUGUCGAAAAUGUGAGCUACACAGAGGGACAGCACAUGAAGGAUUUGGAAUUCACGCGCCGAACGAUGCGCCCGGCAGCUUAUUAUUGGCAUCAUCAUCAUCACCAUCCUGCACAUGGGCGGCCGGCUCAAGUGUGUUAGCAGCGUGUUAAAGCACCGAAAGCAGAGCAGACCAAGCAACGCACCCUUGCCAACAACAAUGAACGUUUCGUUUGUGAUGCAACAAAGAGUAAUACCAAAAACAAAAACAAAACACACAAAUCACAACAAAAACAAGGACAACUAAUACUAUCACAGUAGUGUCUUGCUAGUCAUAGUCGUAGAUACUAUAUUUAACCAAACAAAGCGCUGCUCGAUUAUGCGUCCAAAAUUAAUUCAUUCGGCGAAGAGAGCAACUUAAGCAAGUAGAGCAACAUCAAGAAAGUCGUCUACUUUUCUCUCGUUCGUUUGAAGCUUUUAGCAAAACACAAGUGCCUGCAAGCAAGCAAUUACGAACCCUGUUGUUGAAUGAUGUGUACCCCGUCAUAGGUCAGGAUAUUUGAAUCACUGUGACUGAUAAAUUCGAACGGGCCUUAAGGACUCAGUUUCAUGCGAAGAGAUUUCGAUUACACAAAAGAAAAAACACAUUUGCGUACCCGACGUACAGUGAGUGAUUGGUUGCAUUGUGCUUUCUGCAUAACGGAAUCAAACGCUAACCAUCGCUAACAUGUCCUGUGAACUAAUACGUUUGUUUGUCAAGGAUAUCUCAUGAAGCAGCUGUUUUAAAAUGCAAAAUAGGGAAAAGUUUUAGAUUCGAAUUAACACAUACACGUGACACACCUACUUACAACAGAAAUGAGCAUCUCUUGCGCGCCUUUUGCAGUGCAUUAACACACAGUUGAUACUGGGUAGUGGGGUUUACCUGAGCGUAACCGUGUUUUUUAACGUCUCGUAAAGUUUUCCACCAGCUUUAACCUCUCUAACAGAUGUUCACUACCGUCGUACCAUUAGCAACAUAACAAACUCACACAUACACACACACACACGCAUACAUCACAUUACACACGGUUAACCAGCGCAAAAACCACCAUUGGAUACUUAACCAUUUUGUUUUGUCAUUAAGAUGUUCACCAAGUGUAUCUACCUGAUAGGCUCUAACGACACGUAACUGUUUGUUAAAUGAAGUGAUUCAAUAAUAAAUAAAAUACCGACAACUACUAAACGGA